AUGGUGAGACAAUAUGCAUCUCGUUGACAUCUGCUCAUCGCAGAGACUGAUCAAGACCUUUGGCCCAUAGACAUCCCUCGUUGCUCGCUCCAUCGACGCCUUCUCAUCCCCAGCCCCUCGUUCUCAAGCCAUCAACGACAUGCUCAAGUACGCCAACACCGAUACCGUCUGCUUCCACGAGUCCGACCCCAAGGCUCUCGUUCGCCUUCAAGCAGAACACUGGGAUCCGCUCCUCGACUGGGUCCAAGAACGCUUUGGCACUCGUCCCAGCGUCGCCUUUGACACUCUCGCAACUUCACAGCCGCCGAAGCUCAUGGAUGCGCUCAAGAGCCACCUCCACGAGCUCACACCCCUCGAGCUCGCCGCCCUCGAGAAGAGCCUGCACCUGACAAAGAGCAUCUUCCUUUCAUUGGCGCUCUUGCACGGCAGGAUGACCGUUGCAGAGGCAAUGGACGCUGCAUGGGUCGAGACAAAGGCACAGAUCGAGACGUGGGGCGAGGUAGAGGACAGUCACGAUGUGGGAUGGGCAGAGCUCGGCAGGGAGCUCGGUGCGGUCAGGAUGGCAGCUGUGCGUAGCGAUGAGACGAAGUCGUCAGCAUGAUAAGGGUGGCACAAUGAGUAUCACAUUGCCGCUCCGCCUUGCGUUGAAUGUGCUACGACGUCGGGAUGACCUGCCAUAGGAAGACGAGGUCUGCAA
Jaminaea rosea is the source of this 697-nucleotide messenger RNA. RefSeq lists its product as hypothetical. Gene Ontology annotation, cellular component: mitochondrion. NCBI's taxonomy places the organism in Eukaryota, Fungi, Basidiomycota, Exobasidiomycetes, Microstromatales. The record is from RefSeq and is a predicted model, not a curated record. Gene Ontology annotation, biological process: mitochondrial proton-transporting ATP synthase complex assembly. The transcript has a single exon. The coding region runs from base 140 to 601 and encodes 153 amino acids.